Messenger RNA from Polychytrium aggregatum, 586 nucleotides. RefSeq lists its product as uncharacterized. The coding region runs from base 120 to 440 and encodes 106 amino acids. The transcript has 2 exons. NCBI's taxonomy places the organism in Eukaryota, Fungi, Chytridiomycota, Chytridiomycetes, Polychytriales. The record is from RefSeq and is a predicted model, not a curated record.
UCACAGUCCCAAGGUCGACUGCCCAGCCCAGAUCAAGCAUCUUUGGCCACACCACCAUCGAGCAUCCCCACGCUCCUCCGUCGAUACCAGCUCCUCGCUCUGCGCGUGAUCCGCCGUCAAUGAACAGCCUCCUGCGGUCCCUGCACACGUCGUGCUCUGCCCUGGCCCGGCAUUCCGUAUCGCCGCUGGUCUCGUCGCUGCGGUCGCCGGCUCCUGCCUCGCUCGGCUCGCUCGUCCCGAUCCGGGGAUCAAAGUACAGCUCCAAUGAAGGAAAAAAGCUCCCAGGAUACAUCCUGCCCAAGCAAAAGGCCAAGACCAACAUCCUCAAAACCAUGAUCAGGGCCCGAUGGUUCCGCAUGAGAAUCGGAAAGCAGGGACAGCGGCCCAGACGACCGGGAUACGGCCACAAUGACUCGAUUCUCUCCAAGAUGAACAUUUAAUCCAAUAAAGCAGCAUCUGCACUCAAUCGCCUGGAAUCGAUGGGAUAGCCGCUGGGAUAGCCGCUGGGAUAGCCGAUGGGAUAGCCGAUGGGAUAGCCAAUUGCCGACGGAACUCAGACUCGCAGCAUAUCGCAAACAUGUGGCAG